GUCAAAUGCGUGACCACUGCGCCACUCCGGCCCCUAAUCAUUCAUAAUAUUCGAAAUUCUUCUGGUUACACCCUGCUUGGGUAUGUGAUGUCAGAUGCAAAUGAUUUCCUAUGCGUUUGAAUCGGUUGGAUGAUACAAAUCACGUUGCGAUCAUAAUCCUCCACUCGUUUUUAUAUAGAUUUGAAGCUGAUAAGAUGUUUACUCAUUCAAGGAUUAAAAUUGCUAUUAUUGGAGCCGGACCAGUUGGGUCAUUGUGUGCAUGCUUUAUGGCAGAAAAUGGAUAUGACGUUACCGUCUACGAAAGUCGAACAGAUAUUAGACUUGAUAAAUCAACAUCAGGACGUUCUAUAAACUUGGCUUUGUCAGAAAGAGGCAUUAACGCUCUCCGAUUUAUUGGACUCGAUAAUAUUGUUAUUGAAGAACUCACAGAACCUAUGUACGGCCGAAUGAUCCAUUCAACUGAUGGCAAUAAAUAUAGCAUUAUGUAUGAUAUUAACAAAUCCAAGUGUUUGUUCUCUAUUAGCAGAAAGGAACUCAAUGAAUUUUUAUUAACAAAAUUAGAAAAAUAUCCAAAUGUGAAGUUAAACUUUUCACAUAAACUCGUCGACGUUGAUUUUAAUGCUAAUCUACUAACGUUUCAAAAAUUAUUAGAAAACCAACAAGAAACUGUUAAACCGGAUAUAAUUAUUGGAUGCGAUGGAGCUCAUUCCAUUGUUCGCAAACAUAUGAUUCGUCUACCAAUGUUUAAUUAUUCACAGACAUAUAUAGAUCAUGGUUACUUUGAAAUAAGCUUACCAUCAACUGAAACAAAAAAUACUUUAACUCCGGGUCAUCUUCAUAUUUGGCCGAGAAGUACAUUUAUGUUGAUAGCAUUACCAAAUAAAGAUAAAUCUUGGACUUGCACUUUAUUUAUGCCAAUGGAUAAAUUUCCAUCGAUAUUAGAAUCUGAAAGGGAAGAGAUUUUACGUUUUUUUAACGAGUACUUUAAAGAUUUUAUGGAUUUGAUUCACCCAGAACAUUUAUUAAAACAAGUGAAAAAUGGAAAAGCGCGAACUCUCAUUUCUAUUAAAUGUAAUCCAUAUCACGUUAAUGAUAAUUUUCUAUUGUUGGGAGACGCUGCUCACGCAAUUGUACCUUUUUAUGGUCAAGGAAUGAAUGCUGGCUUCGAAGAUUGUACAAUUUUGAACCAACUACUCGAAGAGUACGACCACGAUUUCAAAACUGUAAUUAAAAAUUUCUCAUCGAGAAGAAUUGAAGAUGCAGAAGCUAUCAGUGAUUUAGCUUUUUACAACUAUAUAGAAAUGCGUGAUUUAGUUGCUCGUAAAAGCUUUUUGUGGCGGAAAAAAAUAGAUAACAUACUAAAUAAAUGGUUUCCUCGGACAUGGAUACCGCUUCAUAGUUCGGUUUCUUUUACAACGAUUGGCUAUAAACAAUGCAAGCUCGACAAUCGGUGGCAAGACCAAGUUUUAUUUAGAAUGUUUAUUCUAUUCGCUACAUUCUUCUCCAUCAGUUUAUAUUUUUUUGCAUCUAUAAUGUUAAAAAAAUUACAAUGAAACCAAUUGUACACAUAUCAAUAAUAUUUAAUCAUAGGUACACAAUUAUGAACAAUGUUUAUUUAAUAUUUAAUAAUAAUCAAUAAACUCUUACAUUACACGAUAGUUUCUAUUUUGCGUCCAUGUAUGUAUGUGCGUCAGGUAUAAUUGCAAGUCAAACGAGUUAAAGACAAAAGUCUAAAGGAAAUCAAUAUAAUUUUAAGUAAUAUCAUCCAUAAAGUUAAAAUCCUAAUAAAUUAUGUUUCAAGGAUUCGUACCUUACAUUUAAAUUCCAUUACAGUAGGUAACUUAACUAUUAAUACAAUACAAUUAACUUAUACUUAUCUAUACAAAUAAUAGAAAUGAAAUAAAUUGUUAAAGUGGAGAUUACUGUUGAUUACUUAAAAUAAAUUAAAUAUUACCAAUGAAACUUACUCUACGCCGCUCCCGCUAUUUAUAAUUAUAAUAAAAAUUAUCAUAUUACAAAUUAUUGC
Diuraphis noxia (Russian wheat aphid) is the source of this 2026-nucleotide messenger RNA. RefSeq names its product Kynurenine 3-monooxygenase cn (gene cn). The record is from RefSeq and is a predicted model, not a curated record. Gene Ontology annotation, molecular function: FAD binding; kynurenine 3-monooxygenase activity. Gene Ontology annotation, biological process: quinolinate biosynthetic process; L-tryptophan catabolic process. Gene Ontology annotation, cellular component: mitochondrial outer membrane. Lineage: Eukaryota; Metazoa; Arthropoda; Insecta; Hemiptera; Aphididae.